Messenger RNA from Lodderomyces elongisporus, 723 nucleotides. RefSeq lists its product as uncharacterized. The transcript has a single exon. Gene Ontology annotation, cellular component: ascospore wall; lipid droplet; prospore membrane. NCBI's taxonomy places the organism in Eukaryota, Fungi, Ascomycota, Pichiomycetes, Serinales, Debaryomycetaceae. The record is from RefSeq and is a predicted model, not a curated record. Bases 1 to 723 code for a protein of 240 amino acids.
AUGGGACUACUAGGCGUAGUUGCCGCGUGGUUUUCCUUGUAUCUGCAAGCUGAUGUUAUUUCGAAAUUCUUGGUCACCAUCAUGUUGUUGCCCUACAUCCAGAAAGUCGCAUAUGACGCUGUCUUGAGCAGAGAAUGCUAUCAUGUCUACUCAAGGUUUCAUGCAAGUAGAAGCAAGGAAAAGCAAAACCUCCGCUAUAACCAAAAGCUUCGUAAAUACUUUCACGAGUUACCAGAUAUAUCAAUUUUUCCAUACACCGUUACUAGACUAGUAUUCCUUUUCUUCAUAAACUUGAUCCCGGUGAUUGGUCCGUUAAUUGUAUUCUUCUUCAAAGCGAGCUCAAAAGGAUUGCAAGCGCACAAUCGUUAUUUCAAAUUAAAAGGGUACACGCGUAAAGAGAUUAGGGCAAACCACAAGCAAAAUAAGGCUGUUUAUACGGCAUUCGGUGUAACUGCACUUCUCUUGGAAAUGAUUCCCGUAAUAAACAUCUUUUUCAUGUUCACCAAUACUAUCGGAGCGGCAUUGUGGGUCGUUGAUUUGGAAAAAGCAAACAGUAUACCACUGUCAUUAGACAUUUCGCAUGAGGCUGAUUCCCAUAGUCUUGUGCAAAACAAACCACUAGCCCUCAAUAAUCCACAUACGUUUAGCACAGAAGCUUUAAUAGAUUUGCAAACAGAAUCGCCCUUGCACACUGGUUCUCAAUUGCAAGCAAAAUGUGCAUAA